This is a messenger RNA of Danaus chrysippus (African queen), 4998 nucleotides long. The record is from the annotation of a GenBank genome assembly. Lineage: Eukaryota; Metazoa; Arthropoda; Insecta; Lepidoptera; Nymphalidae.
AUGGAUGAAAAAGAAAUACCUGAGAAUCACGGCGAAAACGAUAAUGAGACCGGUGGAAUAAAUACGACUGAUAUAAAAGAAGUUAGCGAAAAUAAUUGUAUUAAAAGUGAAGAAAACAGUGAAUGUGGACCAAGUGAACCUGGUAGUAUACAAAAUAGUUUAAAAUGUGACGUUAUUAAAAGUGAUGUUGUAGAAAAGAGUGAAAAAUGUGACGAAAAAGAUUUUGAAGUAUCUAUCAGUGUUGGUGAUGAUACUACAGACACAGAAGAAAUUCAAAAAGAGGAACUUCAAGAAAUCUCAGAGUUAGAUACAGUAUCACUAGAGCCAGAAAAAGAAAUACAAGAUUUAGAAAAACAAGUUUUAGAUUCAGAAUCUAAACCUGAUGUCCAUCAGGAUAAACCUAGUUCUUGUGAUAAUGAAGAAAUUACUAAAUCUGAAAUUAGUGAAGAGCAUAUUGUUAAUAAUGAAGCAGAACCAACUGUGUCAAAAGAAAUAUUGAAAGAUGGUGAAGUAACAAAAUUAGAGACUGAAACCGUUAGUACAGAAUGUACAGAAGACAUAAAAUCAAGUAUUGACAACCCUGACACUGAAAACGCUGAAUGUAUAGAAAACAUAAAAUCAAAUAUUGACAACCCUGAUAUAGAAAAUAAAAGUUCUAACACAGAAAGUAAAACAAAAGAACAGAGUCAAGAACAUGUAAACGAGGCUAAUGAAGAGGAUUAUGAAAGAAGAGAAGUCGGCAAACCUGAGUUUGAAACGGCUCCUAAUGUGUCUAUGGAUGAUCACCAUGAAGAUCAUACACAGGCCCUCGAUCCAUUUGAUGCCCUCUUGAAGGACAGAACAGAUACAGCGGAAACAUCAGAGACAGCCGCUCAAGCUGAUUUAUCCUCAGUUGAUAUAGACGAUGAUGAUCACCAUAAUGAUGAUCAUCAGGCCGAUGAUGUCCAUGAUAUCAUCCCUGAUGAUGAAGAUGAACCUCAUCCAGAUGAUGAGAGCGGCAUACCAGAUAUAACGGAGCAACCAGGAGCAGACGAAGAAGUGUGUUUGUUACCAGACACAGAAAGAGAAAUAUCUGAGGCUGAUAAAGCAGCCGCUGAAAAAGUUUUAGCUGAGAAGAGAAAAAGGGAUGAAGAAGCUGCACUCGCAGAAUUGGCUAUGCCUAAAGAAGAGGCUGAGGUGACUGAAUGUAAUGAAAUUGGGGCAGAAGAACAGGUUCAGGAGGAUGUUAACGAAAGUCUGGAGGGGGAGGGGGAAGUAUCCGUUGGGGAUACGUCACAGGAUAAUGUAGGGGACAAAGAAAACGAUCAGGAGGAUGCAGUCGAUUUUGAACAAGAAGAGCCAGAACCUAAUUCAAUUCGUCAAAUAAGUGCCACUGACUCUCUCUGUGUACAGUGUAAUGAAGAGAAAUCAUGUCAGUACAGAUAUACAGACAAAGACGGAGCCGUACAUUAUAUAUGCGUCCUCGGUUGUGUUAAAUUAUUCCAAACGGCGCAUCCCGGACAGUACAUCGUUGUAAAUAAAAAAUAUAUGGUCGAAGAAAUUAUACCCAAAGUACUAACGUGUUCGGAGUGUGAGGAGAAAAAGACAUGUUAUUUUUAUUACAAUUUUGACGGUGAAGACACGAACUACUGUUCAGUAGAAUGUCUGCACAGCAUGAUGGCGGACGAAAGAGACAAAUACACGUUCAAAAGACGAAGGAUAACUGUUGAGGAAAAGUCGCCCAAGGAAGAUCAGUGUUGCGUCUGUGAAAACACUAAGGAAUGUAUAUAUAAUUUGACGCGAUACGGACAACAGUUAUGGAUUUGUGACCAAACGUGCCUCAGAGCGAUCAAUAGUACAGAAAACGGUAGGUAUUUAUUGAGAAAGAAAAGAGUACAAAGGGUACAACCAAAAAAAGGCGUUAAGACUAAUCCACCACUGCUCAAGUUGAAAGUUAUCAGUAAUGCGACUGAUAAAUACUUAGACGAGGCUUAUAAAGUACAAGGAAAGUCACCGGCGAUGGUUCAAGCGGCCAGGGAAGAGAGGGAACGGACUUUUAUAAGACUGUGUAUGAACUGUCACAGUGUACUCGAUAAUGAGGAAAAAAUGCUGACGUGGGAAGCCAUGGACUUUUGUAACGAAACAUGUCUAGGAAGAUAUCAGAAUAAAUUCGGUUCUAAAUGCACCAAUUGCAAAGCACUCGUACAACACACUAGCUUAGGAAAAUACUGCGUUAGGUUCGGAUAUAAUAUACGACAAUUUUGUAACUCAGCGUGUUUGGAGGAUUUUAAAAAGGGUUUGAAGAUUUGUUGUUACUGUCAGAAAGAUAUAUCAGACGGCAGUCAAGGGUUCCUAGCUCCCGUGGGGGACAAGGGCCAGUUUAAAGACUUCUGUUCGCAAUUAUGUAUGGAGAAGUUUGAUAAAAUGAGCAAAAAUCCAGUUCCUAGGCCUGUAUGGGCGAAGUGUGCGGUGUGUUCGUUAGAGAAAGCUACAACUAUCGAGGUUGAAGUUGCUCCUGAUGAAUCACAGAGGCUGUGUUCCGAUCCUUGUUUUGCUGCUUUCAAGUUCGUCAAUAAUAUUUUUCCCGAUCAAUGCCGAUGGUGUAAAAUAUAUUUUGAGAGGAAAAUAAGUAAAUUUUUUACGAUAUACGAGGGUUCAUCGCCCCAGUGCUUCUGUUCCAAGUCCUGUAUGAAUAUCUAUAUAAGUAAUUCAAGACACAUAGUACCCUGUAACUGGUGCAAAGUUAAAAAGUACAAUUUCGAUAUGAUCAAACGAGUACAACCCAACGGACAGGACAUUAUGAUGUGUUCAGUAAACUGUUUGAAUCUGUAUCAAGUAUCCAUUAAUGCUGUGUCUUCAAGAAGAACGAAAUGUGAUUUAUGCAAGAAUUCUGCUCUGGCGCAAUAUCACCUCACCAUGUCGGACGCUACUGUUCGAAACUUCUGUACAUACCAGUGUGUGAUGACAUUCCAGGGACAAUAUUCAAAACAACCGGCUCCAGUAAUGUCUGGGGAGUCUAUCGACCAACAGAAGGCUGUUCCCACGGGCGCCCCCCGGCGGACGUAUAACGCGAACACUCACAAAAAUAAUAGAACUAUGAAGGGUCAAAAUCGUACCGGUUCAGGCAUGCCUGUGAUAUCGAACGUGCAGUCAUUAGCUGCGCCGCCGCCUUUAGUGCCUACGAACGCUCGCAGCAAGACCAAGCGGGUGACGCCCGAGGAAAACGCGGCGGAGCCCGCCAUCCCACAACCGCCGAGACCGCCCACCCCGCCACCGCCACCUCCCAAGAUAUACAACCACGUGAUCGUCAAGACACUCCCUCCACAAGAGGUCGCUAAUAAAGCGACUAUGUCCAAACCAAUGAUGGUGUCUAAAGGAGUGUCAUGUAGACCUCAUCCAUGUACGAAGGAGUGUCAGACAGACCCCAGUCUAGAGCGUCGUGUUCUGAUACCGGUUCCAGUUCCUAUAUACGUCCCCGUUCCGUGUGUGAUGUGGUCGCUGCCGUUUCCGGUUCCCGUACCCAUACCCAUUCCCAUACCGACGCCGGUAUUCAUACCGACGACUAGGAAUUCGGCUAAGGGUAUAAUGAAGGAAAUUAAUAAGAUACAUGACAAAAUGCCGACUGAUCCAUUCGAGGCUGAACUAUUGAUGAUGGCUGAGAUGGUGGCCGGAGACAAGAAGAAGGAUCACAGUGACUCAGACACCGAGGACGAAAACGAGGAAGGAUUCAGUCCAGUGGCUGGUAUGGACGGUAAUAAUGCAUUCGGCGAAGACGUGCUGCAAAUGGCAUUAAAAAUGGCCACCGAAUACGAAGACCAGCCCGUGGAUUUGGAGUCAGCUAUGACCGCUAACACCAUCACACCCAGCUCACAUCCGGGAAUGCCAGGUCUAGAAGGCGAGGGCAUGCACCAGCACCAUAUGAUGGUAUUGGAACAGCAGCGCGCUGUGGCAGCCCUGCGCGCAUCAAGCGUGGGCGGCGUGGGCGUGGGCGGUGUGGGCGUAGGCGUGGGCGUCGCUCGGAAAAGAGCGCCCACGGUUGCACCUCGUGGGCGACCUUCAAAACGACGGCGGGAACCCGCGCCUGCGCCGCCGCCCGACCCGCCUCGCGAACCGCAGGAAAAACCGGAUGCUAAUAUGUGUCUUAAGUACACUUUCGGUGUCAACGCGUGGAAGCAGUGGGUUAUGACUAAGAACGCGGAAAUAGAGAAGAGUUCUAUAAGAAGAAAACCUUUUAAAUCUGAAAUAUUACAACUUACGGCCGACGAGUUAAACUAUUCCCUUUGUUUGUUUGUUAAAGAGGUGCGGAAACCUAACGGCAGUGAAUACGCACCGGACACUAUUUAUUAUUUGGUUUUAGGAAUUCAACAAUAUCUUUUUGAAAACGGUAGGAUAGACAAUAUAUUCACGGAUCCAUAUUACGAAAAGUUCACAGACUGUUUGGACGAAGUUGCGAGGAAAUUUUCAGUUUUAUAUAACGAUUCCCAAUACAUCGUGACUCGUGUAGAAGAAGAACACCUCUGGGAAAGUAAACAACUAGGCGCACACUCCCCACACGUGCUGUUGUCCACACUUAUGUUCUUUAACACUAAACAUUUUAAUCUAGUAACUGUAGAGGAACAUAUGCAGCUAUCAUUCUCACAUAUAAUGAAGCAUUGGAAGCGAAAUCCAAAUCAACCCGGACAAGCCAAAAUACCUGGCUCAAGAAAUGUUCUACUUAGGUUCUACCCUCCACAAUCAGCAUUAGAGGCGAAUUCAAGAAAAAAGAAAGUAUAUGAACAACAAGAGAAUGAGGAAAACCCGCUGAGAUGUCCAGUUAAAUUAUAUGAAUUUUAUAUAUCGAAAUGUCCGGAGUCAGUUCGUACAAGGAACGACGUGUUCUACCUUCAGCCUGAGCGUUCCUGUGUCCCGGACUCGCCCGUGUGGUACUCAACACAGCCUCUCAGUAGAGCAGCACUCGCUAAGAUGCUGCACAGAGUUAAGAUGGUUAAGGAGAUUAACAUCGCGCUGCUCACCAGCUAA